AUGAAUUCAAAUAUGACGGCAUUUCAUCCACUUGUACCAAUAUCACUUUUAAGUUCUAAAGAAUCAACUAAUGGCGAUAAUUCUUUUCCUGUAACGCUUGGUUCAUCAAUGAAACGUGCAAUGUCGCUUAUUUCAUCGAGCUCAAAUCUGAUGAAUAAUCCAACUGCAUCAUCAUCAAUUUCAGUUACAAAUGGAUUGAAAUUAGGUAGUGAUCUGAUAAUCACUGUAAUUCGGUAUCCUGUUCAAAGUUUACCACUUAGUGUGGUCCAGAAAUGCACAGAUUUGAAGAACACCUUCGAGUUUCAGUAUUAUUAA
Messenger RNA from Heterobilharzia americana, 315 nucleotides. Lineage: Eukaryota; Metazoa; Platyhelminthes; Trematoda; Strigeidida; Schistosomatidae. The record is from the annotation of a GenBank genome assembly.